AGUGAACAUGUUGUACGCUGCUUACGCAACGUUGAUUCAAAGGUUGUGUACAUUGAUCAGAGCGAUGACGUUGUGACUUCAGGCGGUUUCGAGCUCCCCAGCGUCCGACUGACAGAGGAGCCUCCCCAGGUCUGCCACCAUGAGCUUCUGACGUCUGCAUGUCCAUUCAUCACUAUGGGUGGUGCCGCACUGGCCGUGGUGGUCAUAGUGGUCUUCUUCUUGGCCCUGUACCUCCUCCAGCGCUAUGGAGACUUGCGGAAGCAGCAGCGGAUGGUGCUGUUCGGGACGCUGCUCUCCUGGUACCUCUGCUUCCUCAUCGUCUUCAUCCUGCCUCUCGAUGUCAGCACGACCAUCUACAGGCAGUGUGUUCUUGACAAGUCAAACCACCCAACUAUUGUACCUCAAGCGAGACAAACCAAUCUGACUGAGGACGGCUCCUCUCUUUAUCCACCUGUAAGUGUACUGAAGGAGUGUGAGGAGCCUUGGAGUUAUAUUCCAGAUGGUGUCCUACCAGUGUUUUGGAGAGUUGUGUACUGGACCUCUCAGUGUCUAACUUGGCUGCUGUUGCCCUUCAUGCAGUCUUAUGCUCGGUCUGGAGCGUUCUCCAGAGUUGGGAAGAUAAAAACAGCUCUAAUUGAAAAUGCAGUCUAUUAUGGCACCUACCUCCUGAUCUUCAUCUCUCUGCUCAUCUACGCGGCUGCUCACCCUGAGUGGAAACUCACAUGGAAGGACCUCCAGACCAUCGGUAUCACAGCUGCCAACACGUGGGGUCUCUUCCUUCUGGUGCUGUUGCUAGGCUAUGGCCUGGUGGAGAUCCCGCGUUCUUAUUGGCUUUCGUCUUCCAAUGGUUACCUGCAGGCCAAGACUUACUUCAAGGCAGCAAAAAUGGUGACUGAGAAGGCGGAAGCUGAGGAGAACCUAGAAGAUGUUAUGGGGGAGGUGGCAGUUGUCCAUGCAGCUGUCAGGCACAACCACUCUCUCAGGAAGUGUGUGGACACUAUUUUGACAAAGUGUCCCCCUGAAUAUCAAGAGGAGAUGGGGAUAACCGUGGAAAACUCUGGUGACCUUCCCACCAAAAGAGCACUAAUUAGUCUUCAUAAAAAGGUUAUCACUGCAGUGCAGAGACACUGUCAGACUGGGGUUCAGUGGUCAAUCUUGUUAGACCAGGCUCUUUACCUGGAGGAUGUAGCUAAAAGCUCGAGCAGCCCGGUGCGACACUUUGUGCACAGCUUCCCCUCGGGGCACGGCCACAGCUGGAUCCGCAGGUUCUUCUACACGCCCACUUUGGAGUGGUACUGGGAGUGUGUUUUGAGACAGGGCGUCUACAGGCUGCUGGCUGUGCUCCUCUGCCUCCUCUCGGCAGCAGUGGUCUGGUCCGAGUGCACCUUCUUCAGCACACAUCCUGUCCUCUCUCUCUUCGCUGUCUUUAUUCAGAUGGCUGAAAAACAAUACAACUACAUCUACAUUGAGAUGGCGUGCUUCAUCACUAUCUUCUUCCUGUGUGUGUGCGUCUACUCCACCGUGUUCAGGAUCCGAUUUUUUAACUACUAUAUCCUGGUGCCACAUCACCAGACCGAUGCCUACAGUCUGCAGUUUAGUGGCAUGUUGUUUUGUCGUCUCACUCCUCCUUUGUGCCUCAACUUUCUGGGCUUGAUUCACAUGGACUCUGCCAUCUCGCACCAGGACAGAAUACAGACUUCCUACACUUCUAUCAUGGGCUCUAUGCGCGUGCUCUCGUUCAUAUCGGAUGGGUUCUACAUCUAUUAUCCCAUGCUGGUCUUGCUGCUGUGCUUUGCAUCUUUUUACAACCUGGGCUCUCGCUGUUUGAACCUCCUGGGCUUCCAUCAGUACAUGACUGACAAUGACUUGACCUCUGACCUUGUGGAUGAAGGCAAGGAACUCAUCAGAAGAGAGAGAAGGAAAAGACAGAAAGCUGAAGAUGGAGAAAGUCGAAGAUGGGCCUGGAGGGAGCAAUAUGGGGCCCAGGGGGCAGCUGGGCGGAGCAGAGCUGGUUACACUGAUUUAGAGAACAACCAGAACAGCCCUGUGACUGAGAUCAAGAAAAGUGAUUUCACCUUCAACAGAAGAGAUGUGGAGACGGCGGAGCAGCAGAGAGGUUUACUGCAGGACCACUCCAGUGAUGAAGAUUCCCCAAACAGAAGUAGAUCUACAGGAGGACAUUACAAGUCUCUGUCAUCUUCUCGGACGAACAUCUUUGACGAAGUUUGACGAUGUGGACUGAGGACGUUGAGCAAAAGUAAAAAAGUAGCACCUGCUGAAUAUAACAACGAUGAUAGAUUUUUUUUUUUCCCUGAAGAAAGUCUACAUGUAAAGGAUUUAUCUCAGGAAAUAUGAAGGACACGAAUGUAUCUGGGACAUUUUGGUAUUAUGAAGUAACAGAUCACAGUAAAAAUUCUGAGAGGAUUUCAUAUCUGGAGUUUAUAACUGGUUGAAGAGAUGAAUACAUGUACAGGAAUAUUCCUCAAGUAAAGCUUUAACCUAUUUGUGCACAGCCAAACCUUUUGAUAUUAACUUUUGAGUAGAUUUGUUUCAUAAGCAGACAGAUGAAUGGAUAAGAUUCAUCCAUCCAUUCCUUUUCUACAUCGCUUAUCUGUGGGUCAAAGGGAAACUGCAGUCAAACCCGGCGGACUUUGGGGGAAGAAAUGCUGUUGAGUGUUCACACUGGACGGGUCGAUCCCAGGACUGACAUCCUGAGAGAAAGGACAAUUUUCACUCACAGUCACACCUACAGGCAAUUUAGACCGGUGGGAUUGUGGGAUGAAGCCUGAGCACCUGGAGGAAACCCCCUCAACCACAGGAAGAACAUGCACACUCCUCACAAAGGGGUUCAUGCCGGCUGGCAGAUAUAAUUCAGAACCCAAAACGUGUUAUUCAAUUUCAAAGUUUUGUGUUCAUGGUCUUUAUGUUGAGGAUAAUAUUUUUUAAACUAUUUUUGCCAAUUACCUUUGUCCUCUGUUUGAUUAUAAAUGACUUAAAAUGUGUGCACUUUAAGUACGGUAACUGUUGGCUGAAAAAAAAGAAGAGCAAAGAGCGAAUUGUGUGAAAGUAUGUCAAAUUGUGGCAUUGGAUUUUCAACUUUAACUCCCUCCUCAUGUCUUUCACUAUCUGUAUUUUUAUAAAAUAGAUGUUUUUUUUCAAAGUUGAAGUUAACUUGAAUGGUAUUUGACUGAAAAAAAAAUAAAAUGCAAGAGAUCAUUUUGUGAA
Limanda limanda (common dab) is the source of this 3225-nucleotide messenger RNA. RefSeq names its product G-protein coupled receptor-associated protein LMBRD2B-like. Bases 175 to 2229 code for a protein of 684 amino acids. Lineage: Eukaryota; Metazoa; Chordata; Actinopteri; Pleuronectiformes; Pleuronectidae. The record is from RefSeq and is a predicted model, not a curated record. The transcript has 18 exons. Gene Ontology annotation, biological process: adrenergic receptor signaling pathway. Gene Ontology annotation, cellular component: membrane.